Molecule: messenger RNA, 2372 nt
Organism: Schistocerca cancellata (South American locust)
Lineage: Eukaryota; Metazoa; Arthropoda; Insecta; Orthoptera; Acrididae
Exons: 4
Coding region: 44-553 (169 amino acids)
Source: RefSeq, a predicted model, not a curated record
GUUAUGACAGAGAGCUGCUUGUCAACGGCGGGUGUGGCAGAAAAUGAAAUCGUAUAGACAUUGGUUUAUUGUUUUCCAAUGUAUAACAUAUUUGUUUGUACGGGAAACCUCCAGUGCUCAGUGUUGGCUAAAUGGGGACGAACUGAGCCUGGAAAACACAAAUGGAACAAGUGCUUCCCUGAGACGGAAAGAAGGGCUUCUGACGUGCCCUGGUCCAGGUGACCCUAGUCAUUAUACAGAGUGCUGUUGGGAUUCACGUUAUCAGUGCUGCCCUGUCCAGUCAGCAGCCUCAAUGGAUGAUCAGCUUGUGAAGGUUGUUGGUGUUGCUGUCAUAUCCUCCUGCCUACUCCUGACUGUGGGUACUAUUGUCUGCUGCUUCUGGAGCCGGUGCCCUCUCUACAAUGCCUGUCGCAUCAACUACACACAUGGCACCAGUAUAGCAUAUGCCAAAGAUGAUGAUGUAGCAAAUGGAAUAAUGCCUCCAGAAGAAAAAAGCAAUCAGCAUCACUAUACACCAAAUGCUGUAAACAUCAAACAAUUUGAAAAUGUCUAGAUCUCAGUGAUUAAUGUUUUAAAGUUCCUAGUUGGUAAUAUGGAGAUUUUUUUUAUUUUUAUUCUUUUUUUGUCUUGGUGUUGCACAGAAGUAGCCUGUAAGAUACUUACAGGAACUUGCAAAUGACCACAAUGAUAUUAUAGUAAUUUGAAUGCAUGAGAGAGAUUCACUUCUGAACCAAAGAAAAAUCAAAAAACACUCCAUAGUCUGUAUAAUAGCAUUUAUAACUAAUUUAUAACUAUGUACAACUUUGGCAGCAGUGGCAUUAUUUUUGUGUGUUUUAAAGUGGUAUAAUUUUAGGAAGCAAUUCUAUUCUAGACACCUUACAAGAAAUACUGUAAUGGUAUAAUUAUGCUCGAGCAUUAGAUGGGUGUGGCAUGCUGAACACACACUGGAUAAUGUCCACAAAUGUCAGUGACAUGUAUAUGUGAAUUCUGUUUCUGUGAGUGGUAGUCUGAUUGCUUAUAGUAGGACCGCACAGACAGUUUGAAGCUUGGUAGCUCUCGGUUUGUGUGCCAUGCUCAUUGUGUGCCAUUUCUUCUAUCAGCAAAAUUAUGUUAAUGUAGCAGUUUUGACCUCUGUCCUAUAGAUCUUAUUGUUCAACUUGAACAGAAAGAUUUCACAUUGUUGUGUAAGGGAAGUGUGUAAAUUUUCAGCAACCACAUGAAACUGGAAGAGAAGCAGUGGGUGAAGAGAAUGGGAUGACGAAAGAAUGGGAAAUGUUGUACAGAAACAGAUGUUUUCAGUCUUGUGAAUUAGUAAUUAGGGUAGCAUAAUUUCUUUAACUGAUGAUGUACUGAAAAGUCAAAACUACAUUUUGUAAAUAAGCUAUUGCAAUUAGCUUCUACGUAUGUCUAUAAACUUCAUUGUGAGUCUAUGUGGUAUGAAAAUUUUCACUUGGGUUGUUUGUUAAAUGUAUGAAAUUAACUUGACAGUUGUUCUCAUGUGGUUGUACUAGAUACUGGAAUUAGCACUGUUUUUAGUGAAUGUAUAUUGCUAAGUAGUAUUUUGGAUAAGGCUGCUCUGACACAGCCUUUGGUGUCUAGUGCCUUAUAUUUUAUGCCAUCACUAAGAGCUUCUUAACUGAAGUGUCUUCAAAUCUAUCAGAAUGCUAAGACUGUAAUUUCUCUGCUCAGCCAUAAAAAGUCCAGUCCACAAUUAUAACAGACCACUUUUGUACAUUUAGUUAAAAUUUGCUUUCUAGGAAACUUUCUGUCAGAUAUGCACAUUCACAGGAUUAGUUUGUUUGAUGGAAGAAGUUGUUAGUUUCUGGAAUAACUAUAUUCUCUCUUGCUGCAAGCUUUUAUGCUGUGGGCUAUAACAACAGAUAGUAUAAUAAUAAUAAUUUAGCAUCAUCACCACAAUCUUACUUCUAGCCAUGCUAUAUGUUUUGUUACUUCCUCUUGUACAUAACGGUUACCAUUUUGAAGCUUUAUGAUAAUUAAUUCUAUUGGUGAAGUUGACAGAAAGUAGACCGAACAAAAUAAUGCAUGAGUACUGACAAGAAGAACCUCUGUGCCAUAUAUUAUAUUUUAAAAAGUGAUAAAAGGAUGUAGUUGCAUCACAGUUUUUAUCUUCACGAGCGUCAGUUAUCUUUGUCGUUGAUGGAAGUAUAGAUGUAAAUUCUCCAAGAGCAACUGACCUACUUUGAUUUAUUAUUUCUUUAUGUGUGUAUCUCCAUUUGUGUUUGAUACUCCCAUAUCAGAACAGAGCUAGACAUCUGGAACUUAUUAUUUCAGGGUAAUCAUGUGCGGCAACAACUAUCCAUAAAGAAAGAUUUUGCAAGGAAACAAACUGUUAUCAGUUCAAUUGAUUAAUU